CUAAGCCCAUUGGACGUGCUUAACGGCGCAAUGGAUCGAGCUGUAAGCCUCAAAGCAUUUUUUCACUUUUGCAGGUGUCGCUUUGCACUUCCGCGGCAAUCCGUCAUUCCCAGUUCUUUCCUUUUUGGUAACUAGUUUCUUCCAGUUUCUUAGUCUCCAACUCGGUUGGAAGUGGGGCGGAACACAGCUGCAGGCUAUGACGGCUGGUUCUUGCAGCCAGGGUGUUGUCUCCAGAAAGCGCCACACCCGGUCGCGAGUCGCGUUGUGCCCGCGGCCGCGCUGCUCUGGGGCUGUUUGGCAAGCAGCGGCAUGGAGGAGACCUGGAACCGGGCAGUCAAAGGGCUGAGCGGCGUGAUGGGCUUCCUGAAACUGAGCCCCACGGAAGAGGAUAGCCCGCAAGCCGCGGCGGCAGCAGAGGCAGCCAAUGCAGAUACGUUACUUCCAGACGAGAAAGAAUUUCAACAUGCUGCUAAAACUAAUAAUCUUGAUACUAUGGAAAGACUAUUUAAGAAAAAUAUUAAUAUUAAUGCUGUAAAUAUUCAAAAGCGUACAGCACUCCAUUUUGCUGUUGCAGGAAAUCAUAUAUCUGCAGUGGACUUUCUACUCCAUCACAAAGCUAGAGUUGAUAAAGCAGAUAUGCAUGGACUUACUGCGAUUCAUCUUGCUGCCUGGUCUGGAAAUCUGGACAUAAUGCUGAUGUUAAUUAAAGCAGGUGCAGAUCAAAAAGCCAAGGACCAGGAAGGAAGGAAUGUCCUGCACUUCGCAGCUCAGAACAAUAAUGUUAGAAUCGUGGAUUAUUUUAUCCAGGAUCUUCAGCUGAAGGACCUUAAUAAACCUGAUGAGAAAGGUAGAAAACCAUUCCUUCUGGCAGCUGCAAUGGGCCAUGUAGAAAUGAUAGAUGAGUUGAUUUUCCUUAACUUAUUCACUUUGGAAAAAGACAAUGAAGGAAAUGCCGCAUUGCAUCUGGCUGCUAAAAAUGGUCAUAGUGAGGUGUUGGAAGUUCUUCUUCAACAAUGGGAGAAAAUAGAUGAGUUCAAUCAGAAUGGCGAAACACCAUUUCAUCUGGCUGUUGAAGGAGGCCAUGAAAAAUGUGCUGAUCUCUUGCUGGAAGCAGGAAGUGACAUCAACAUUUCAAACAAACACAAUAGCAGUGCUUUGCAUAUUGCAACCCAGAACGGACACACACCUUUGGUCAAUUAUCUUAUCAGUAAAAAUAUAGAUCUGGGUGCUAAACAUCAACAAAAGAAUUCUCCUCUCCAUUUGGCCAUUAUAAAAAAUAACCUUUCUGUGGUGAAUAAUUUAAUAGAUGCUAACCAUGACCUAAAUUCCCUUGAUGAGAGACAUCAAACGCCUUUACACCUGGCAGCAGACCUUGGAAAUGUGGAAGUAAUGGAAAUGCUGCUAAGGGCAGGUUGUGACCUCAACACUGUGGAUAAGCAAGGAAAAACUGCACUAGCUGUAGCUUCCAGGAGCAAUCAUGCUUUGAUCGUAGAUAUGAUUAUAAAAGCAGAGAGAUAUUACACCUACAAACGGGAGCAUCUCCAAACUGAUGGUGACCUGUCAAAUGAUGAUCUAUCUUUUAAACAAGAUCACAGUUUGCAAACCAAACAGAUCCGCUCCUCCCUCUGGAAUCUGGCUUACAAUCAGUUAAAAGUGCAGGAGUGGAAAAAAUUGGCACAGUUCUGGAAAUUUACAGAUGAGCAAAUGAAAGCUAUUGAAGAACAGUGGACAGGGAAGAAAAGCUACAAGGAACAUGGACACAGAAUGUUUCUAAUCUGGUUGCAUGGUGUGCUAAUGGCUGGCCAGAAUCCAGUUAAACAUUUAUAUGAGGAUCUGGUAAAAGGAGGAUUUAAACCAUUAGCUGAGAAGAUCCGAACAGAGAAUAAUGCUGGCACAGAUUCCAAGAAAUGCACAAUUUCAUGAACCAAUUCACAGAAGAGAUCUUGAAACUAUAUUCUAGAGUGAUUUGUGAAAAAACUGCUUUAAAAGUUGCACAUGUGCUCCCCAUGUAUUUCUUCUUAUGUACUAAAAUUUUUGUGUAUUUGUGAA
Molecule: messenger RNA, 2049 nt
Organism: Hemicordylus capensis (graceful crag lizard)
Lineage: Eukaryota; Metazoa; Chordata; Lepidosauria; Squamata; Cordylidae
Gene: ANKDD1B
Product: ankyrin repeat and death domain containing 1B
Exons: 15
Coding region: 310-1923 (537 amino acids)
Biological process (GO): signal transduction
Molecular function (GO): protein binding
Source: RefSeq, a predicted model, not a curated record